Molecule: messenger RNA, 9355 nt
Organism: Nyctereutes procyonoides (raccoon dog)
Lineage: Eukaryota; Metazoa; Chordata; Mammalia; Carnivora; Canidae
Gene: ZMYM1
Product: zinc finger MYM-type containing 1
Exons: 9
Coding region: 148-3369 (1073 amino acids)
Molecular function (GO): zinc ion binding; protein dimerization activity
Source: RefSeq, a predicted model, not a curated record
GCGGGGCCUGCGUGACCGUUCCGCGUCGAAGUCCCUCCGAUCCUCCUCGCGCGGCGAGCGUCCCUGAGAAAAGAACCUGGACACUAUUCCCCAAAGAAUAGUUUCAUUAGUUUGGAACUGGAGGAUUCCUUUGCAUCAGAUACUAAGAUGAAAGAAUCGCCAAUAGAUGGUGAAUGUGACAAAGCAGUGGCACCACAAAUGGGGCGGGUAGAUGAAAUUAAGACUGAACCUGACAGCGCUCAGGAGUACUGUCAAGCCCAGCAGCCCAAAACUCAGGAGAAUGAACUGAAAAUAAACACUACCUUUUCAGAGAGUGCUCCACAGUUGACUGCAGGCUUUCAGCUUUCUCUUACGUCAUCUGGCAUGAAUAAAAUGCUUCCUUCAGUUUCAACCACAGCUGUUCAGGUCUCCUGUUCUGGUUGUAAAAAAAUCCUUCAGAAGGGGCAAACUGCCUAUCAGAGGAAAGGGUCUACUCAGCUUUUCUGCUCCACGCUGUGCAUCAAUGAGUACAUUUCAUCUGCCAAUUCACCAGCUCUUCCCAAGAGAACUUGUUCAAACUGCUCAAAAGACCUCUUAAAUCUAAAGGAUGUGAUCAGUGUCCAGCUAGAAGAUACCUCUAGCAAAAAUUUUUGCAGCCAAUCUUGUCUUUCAUCAUAUGAAGAAAAAAGAAAAGUGUUUGUUACCAUAUGUACUAAUAGCAUUUUAACCAAGUGCAGCAUGUGUCAGAAGACUACUGUUAAACCAACCCAAACACUUACAUCUGUUCUUUGCAAAUCAUUGAAGCCCUCAGAUGAAAUGAUUGAGACCACCAAUGACUUUGGGAAGACAGACCUCUUCUGUUCUAUUAAUUGUUUCUCUGCUUACAAUAAAGCUAAGAUGGAAUCAUCAACAGUAAAUGUUUCUGUGGUACAGGAUGCCUCAACAGAGCUCUUAGCUCCAAAGAAAGAUACAACUCCAGUUAUAAGCAAUAUAGUGUCAUUGGCAGAUACUCAUGUUUCCCUGCCCAUCAUGAACUCUGAUGUCUUACAAGAUACAGUUUCUUCAGUAACAGCAAAAGUCAUUGUAGAUAGUUUGCCCAGUGAAUCAAGUAAUGGUGUUGCUAAUAAUAGUGUUGAACAGCCAAGGCUUUCACCAUCUUCAUCAGUACCCAGUCAGCAUACAGUUGACUCCAGUGUAGAAGUACAAAGAGAUCAAGUGUCAAACCAAGAUGCUACAUACAAUAUGAAAUCUAUGAAAAUAAGUGAUGGACUAUGUCACCCAAAGAUUAAAUCCAAAGUACAAAAAGUUAAAGAUAAAUCACGAAGUAUUAAAAAAUCUUGGUGUUCAAAUCUCCAACAUUUGAAAAACAGUAUUAAGAAGGAUGUGGCAUUCUGUUAUUCAUGCCAGUUGUUCUGCCAAAAAAAUUUUAGUUGUGGAGGAGAAUCAUUUGCAGGCCAAGGAAUUUCUAAUUGGAAAAAGACUCUAGAAAAAUUCAGGAAGCAUGAAAAAAGUAAAAUGCAUUUGAAGUCAUUGCAGUUUUGGAGGGAACACCAGUUUUCUGAUGAAGCAGUCAAUGAUAAUUUAUCUAUUCAUUCAAAGCAGAUUGAAGGAAAUAAAAAGUACCUAAAGCUUAUAAUUGAAAAUAUUUUAUUUCUCGGGAAGCAGUGUUUACCAUUAAGAGGAAAUGACCAAUCAAUUUCAUCUAUGAAUAAAGGUAAUUUUUUAGAACUGUUAGAAAUCAGAGCAAAAGAUAAAGGAGAAGAAAUAUUUCGACUUACGAAUUCACAAGUUGACUUCUAUAAUAGUACACAAAUUCAAGAUGAUAUUAUUGAAAUAAUAAAGACUGAAAUGCUGCAAGAUAUUGUGGAUGAAAUCAAUGUCUCCUCAGCUUUUUCUAUAAUAUGUGAUGAGACAACUGAUAGUGCCACUAAAGAACAGCUUGCAAUUUGUGUAAGAUACCCACAAAAAAUGUCAAAGGCUAUCUUAAUUAAAGAAAGAUUUUUGGGCUUCAUAGAUGUUAAAGAGAUGAGUGGGACUAACUUACAUAGGACUAUCAAAACGUACCUGCAGCAAAUUGGAGUUGAUCUGAAUAAGAUAUGUGGCCAGGCCUAUGAUAGUACCGCCAAUUUGAGGGGAAAAUUUAAUAAAAUUGCAGCAGAGUUCAAAAAAGAAGAGCCAAGAGCUUUGUACAUACAUUGUUAUGCACAUUUUUUGGAUUUAGCAGUAAUUAGGUUUUGUAAAGAAGUGAAAGAACUCCGAAGUACUCUAAAUACUCUCAGCUCUUUGUUCAACACUAUUCAUAUGUCUGGGGAAAUGUCUGCAAAUUUUCAAAACAUCUGUAAGCUAAGUCAAAACAAAACAUGCAAGAAACAUACAUCACAAUCAUGUUGGACAGUUCACGAUCAUAUGUUACUAUCUGUGAUUGAGGGUCUUCCGGAGAUUAUUGAAACUUUGGAAGUUGUAUCAAGCCAUUCUUCAAACACAAGUUUGGAUGAUGAAUUGAAUAAUUUGUUAAUACUGGUCUCCAAAUUUGAAUUUAUCUUUUGUUUGAAAUUUCUUUAUCGAGUGUUAAGUGUUACAGGAAUUCUUUCCAAAGAGCUUCAAAGUGAAACCAUAGAUAUUUUUUCAUUGUCUUCAAAAAUAGAAGCAAUUUUAGAAUGUUUAUCAUCUGAGAGAAAUGAUGCCUAUUUCAAAACUAUCUGGGAUGGAGCAGAGGAAAUAUGUCAAAAAAUAACCAGUAAAGGUUUUGAAGUUGAAAGACCUUCUUUUCAGAAAAGAAGAAAAAUUCAGAAAACAAUAGAUUUUGGCAAUUCAGAUAGUAUGUUUUUUCCUACCUCAACAGAAGAACAAUAUAAAAUUAAUAUUUAUUACCAAGGAUUGGACACUAUAUUAGAUAAUUUAAAAUUAUGUUUUUCAGAGUUUGAUUAUUGCAAAAUGAAACAAAUUUCAGAACUAUUAUUUAAAUGGAAUGAACCGUUAAAUGAAACAACAGCCAAACAGGUCCAAGAAUUUUAUAAACUUGAUGCAGACAUCAUCCCAGAACUUAGAUUUUAUCGGCAAUAUGCAAAGCUCAAUUUUGUCAUAAAUUAUGAUUGUAUCAACUUCAUCGAUCUUGGCUAUUUGUUUAUUCAGCAUGGUCUUCACAAUAAUAUUCCUUGCAUAUCAAAGUUAUUAUAUAUUGGUUUGUCUUGGCCAGUUACUUCAAGUGCUCAAAAUAUAUUUUCUACACUGCCCCGUCUUAAAACAUAUUUAUGUCAUACCAUGGGACAAGAGAAGCUUAGUGGCCUGGCCCUAAUGGCUAUUGAGCAGGAAUUGGUAAAUAAACUGAUGGAACCUGAAAGACUCAAUGGAAUUGUGGAAAAGUUUAUCCAUCGGAUGAAAGAAAUAUAACACUUGCUAAUUUGGAUUUACGUAAAAAGAAUUUUGUAUUUCUACUGGAAUGUUUAAUUUCAGAAUUUUAUUUUCUAAGAAAACAUUUUUUUUUAUCAGAACAUGUAACAAUCACUUGAUUCAAAAUUCAAAAACCAGAUUAAUGUAUAAUGAAAAGUCUCUUUCCCCUUUGUAGUAUGCAAUUCCCCCUCCCUGUUGUGUUAGCUGUUUCUCAGAUACGCUCCUGGUGAUAUUUUUCAUAGAUAGUACUCUGCAGUGCACACCAUUCUUCAGCUUGUCCGCUUAACAUAUUUUUGAAUUGUCCUAUAUCAGUACAUAGUUUUUUUCUUGAUUUCGUUUUACAACUGCAUAGAAUUUCAUUGUAUGGAUGUACCAUAAAAUAUUUGAGCAGUCCCUAACAGCAAACAUUUAAAUUCUUUCCAGUAUUUUGCUAUUAUAAAGAAUGCCACAUUUAGUAACCUUGUAUGUAGGUCAUAUUGCACAUGAGUGAGUUACUGUAAGAUAAAAUUUUAUUUUUUAUUUUUUUAAGAUAAAAUUUUAAAUUGCAAUUACUAGGUCAGAAGAUUUAUGCAUUUUUAUUCUUGAUAAAUACUGACAAAUUGCUCUAUAAGGAUUAUGCCCAUUUAAGUCCCAUUCAACCAUGUGUGUGUGAUAUUGCCUAUUUCCUUGAAUCUUUAUAAACAGAGUUCUGAAACAUUUUAAUCUUUGCCAGUCUGUUCUAAGCCCCAGUGGAAUUUCGUAUUUUCACUUAAGAAUAAGGUUGGGUAUCUACUUGAGCUAUUUGUAUUUCCUUUUCCUAUGAACUGUCAUGGUUAAACAUGGCUGUGGUUUUGGUUGACACAAAUAGCCAGAUGACACAAUAUGAAUUCUUAAUCUUCCUUAUGAAAAUAUGACUGAAUAACAAAUAACACACACACACACACACACACACACCCCAAAAAAAAAAAAGACUCUUUUUCUAUCACUAUACUUUAGAAAGGUUCCGGUGAUGAAGGAAAAUCUGUCUCUCAGAGACUUCCAAGAAUUUAGUGGUAGAUGUAUUUAGGCCUAGAAAUUUGUUUGUUUCUUUUAGGAAUAUUUUUCUGCCACCAUUCUGUUUCUUUCUCCUCAAUUAUUAUUUGUAAUUUUUCUAGAGAGAGCAUCCAUUUUAUUUAGGUUUUUCAAAAAAUGAUUUACAUAGAGCCAUAGAAAGUUUUUUUUUUUUGUAUACUGUUUCCUCAUCAAUUUCUACAUGCUUCCUUUCUUGAUUAGCCAGCCAGUGACUUAUUUACUUGUUUUUCAGAUACAUUCUUAGAUUUAUUUAUCAGUCCUACCUUUUAAAAAUAUUAUGGUUUAACAUAAAAAUACAAAGAGUAUACUAAAUAACAUUUAAUCCUAUUAAAUCCUAACAUUUUACUAUGUUCCAGAUUUUUACUUCAGAAAUAAAAUAUUACAGAGCAAGAUGGAGCUCUCUUGCAGAUUGUUUACUGAUAGCAUUCCUCUUCUAUUUUCCCGAGAAGCAAUGAUUUGUUGUGCUUCUUUUCAUGAAUGUUUAAUUUUAUACUUAAAAGAUAGCUUUGUUUCAUAUUUAUGAACUUUAUAUAAAACUCUAACUUGCAUUGUACAUACCUUCCAAUAAUUUUUUUUCAUUCAAUGUUUUUGAAAUUUAUAGAUGGAUUUCUAGUUCAUUUAUUUUUAGCUGCUGAGUAUUACCCCAUUAUAUGAUUGUACAUGUUCAUCCUUUCUCUAUUUAAAUGGAAAUUUUAUACUCCUUGAUUUUGCACUUUUAUUAAUACUCCAAUGACAUUUCCAUAUGUAGUAUGCAUUUGCACAUUCAACAAAUGUUUUUCAACAAGUACUAUAUACUAAACACUGUUCUAGCUGCUGGAGAUCCUGCAGAGACUAAAACAAGGCCCUGACUCCAAUGAAACUUAGCUUUCUAAUGUGGCGGUCCAAGAAAGAUGCUAGAAGAAAUUACUCAGCAGUUCUUUAGGUGGAUGAUAAUACAGAAAAUAAUAUUUAUAGGCGGCUGCACUAGGAAAAAGAUGAGGUUUUGGAAGCUGUGGCCAGUAAAGGCCUUACCCAGCCACCUAUCCCUGACAUGCUAGUUGGGAAAGUCUGCUCUAGGGUACUUAACCUAAAAAUAGACUUGAUAGUUCAAGGCUAUGUUCAUCUUCCACUUUAAUUAAGCCUCGGCUUUAUAUGUUUUUCUUUCCCACCACUACCUGAGUGUCUCUGUUCUGCACAUACUUACCAACAUUUGGUAUUAUCAUUUUACUGUCUUUUUUUUUUAAUUCAUUGAUUUCUACUUUACCUUUUUUUUUUAAGAUUUUAUUUAUUUAUUUAUUCAUGAGAGACACAGAGAGAGAGAGAGGCAGAGACACAGGCAGAGGGAGAAGCAGGCUCCAUGCAGGGAGCCCGACACGAGACUCUAUCCCAGGUCUCCAGGAUCAGGCCCUGAGCUGAAGGCGGCGCUAAACCGCUGAGCCACCCAGGCUGCCCUCUACUUUACCUUUAAAAAAGAGAAAGAAAACAAAAUAGAAGGCAAUUAGUUAACCUCUAGUACUGAAUGCUUCUUGCAUGUAUUUUCAUUCUUUUCUAUUUUGUAAUGAAAGUGCUUUAGUGCUCUGAAUAUUCCUCUGAACUCACCUUUGUCAACCAUGUCUUUUUCUCAUUUUCAUUAUUUUCUAGCUGUUCGCAGUUGUAGUUUCUAUAUUAUCAUGAAACCAGGAAUUGAUUUCAAGAGGUUGGGUUGGGUUUUUUCUUUUUUAAUAUUCAAAUGUUUUGGUUUUUACUUUUUUUUUUUUUGGUAGUCUAUAAAGUGAGUAAUAUAAGACCUAGACCUGAAAAAGAAAAAUACAGUAAUUAAGACAGCUAUCUUGGUUGAAUACCUACUAUGUAAUAUAGUAUUCUGUUCAGUGCUUUACAUAGGUUGUUUCAUUUAGAUCUCUCAACAACCUAUUGUUUUACACAGGAAACAAAAACACAAAGGGAUACAGAUCACACAGUUAGUAAAUGGUGAACGUAGGAUUUAUAUCUAGGCAGUGUGACUAGCCCGUGCUCCCAAUCACUGUGUUCUACUAACUCUUAAUACAAACUUGUCAGAAAUGUUCCCAAAUAAAAGAUUAACCACCAGAAGUGUAUAAAUAACAGAAGAGGUUUUUUAAUCUCCCCAAAUCCAUUGAAGCAGAAAUUGAUGCCCAGCAUCUUCAACCAAUCUUGGUGACCGUGUAUCCCCAUAGUCCCCAAAUAAGAUUAGGUAGUGACAAACUCAAAAGCAAUCCUGAAUGGUAUUGGCUAUCUUUAGAAAGCCAUGGAGGAAAAGCAGUGGGACAUCUGAUAGCCUUGAAAAUCAAGAGAUCCCCCAAAUCAACAGAUUUCCACUAGAAAGCAUGGCAGUCUAAUUUGGAAACAACAACCCAAACAGAAGAUUCCUGCAGAUGUCAGUUAGCUGGUGAAUUUAAGGGGACUGUGCUAAGUUCUGAAGAUUUUGGAGUAGUCUCAGUCCAUAUGAACUUUUUUUUUCUUUUUGGUUCUUAUGAACUCUUGAAACUAACAGAUACAAGCUUUAUUUCCAAACAGCUCAAUUAAGGAGGAACUGCUAGCUAUAGACACCAAAUUGAUCAGGACAGGGAUAGUAGGGACAAAGGAAAGACCAUGUAUAGAGUGAAAUGAAGGAGAGAAUCAGAAGCAGAAUCUCAAGUAAUUUUGUGAAAAUAAUAGAAUUGAAUGAACCUUGGGGCCAGAAAAGUUAAGUUGUCCUUUCUACCUCCCUAAAAGUACAGGAAAAUGCAUUUCACAUAGAAGCAAACAACAGAAUUGUAGGAUUUAAUACAAAAAUAGAAAACAAUUAUCCUUAAAAACAUAAAAAUGGUUUUAAACCAAGCUAUAGAAAUAAGAAAAUUAUGAAAGCUAUAAAAAUUAGAAAAGUUCAGAUAAGUAGAUGAAAGAUUUUAAAAGAUCAGUAACAAUUCAGCAAAGCAUUAGAAAUUAAAGGGGAAAAAUCACUUUAAAACUGAAAACUCAGGCGCCUGGUUGGCUCAGUCGGCUAAGUGUCCGAUUUGAUUUCAGCUCAGGUCUCAAUCUCAGGGUUGGGAGUUCAGAGCCUGCGCUGGGCUCCACACUGGGCACGGAGCCUACUUUAAAAAGAAAAAAAUGUGAAAACUAAACUAGGAGGGACUCCAAUGUGAGUAAGACAUGAUUGAUAAUCCCUAAGAAACAGAAUGGGCAGGAAGGAAAUGUUUCCCGUCAAAAGAAGAGACUGCAAGGAUUCAAGAGAAAGUGUUAUCAAAUACAGAAGACUUGAUAUCCAUAUAAAAGGAAUCUUCAGAAAAAUUGAGGCAACGGAAAAGAACAUCAAAAGCUACACAGUAAUCCAAAGCGAUAGAAAAGAACAAAUAGUAAAAACCGGAUCCCAGUUACUAAGAUUUGGUCUUGGGACACCUGGGUGGCUCAGCGGUUGAGCACCUGCCUUCAGCCCAGGGUGUGAUCCUGGGGUCCUGGGAUUGGGUCCCGCAUCAGGCUCCCUGCAUGGAGCCUGCUUCUCCCUCUGCCUGUCUCUCUCUGCCUCUGUCUCUCAUGGAUAAAUAAACUUAAAAAAAAAAAAAAAAGAUUUUGCCUCAGCUCCACACCCACCAUUCUGUCUGCUUUGUGGAUGAUAAAGCUGGAUCUCCGAAACACAGCAGUUCUCCUCCAGCCUGUACCAUAGGGGACACUGGAGGACGGUGCCAAGCCUGAGGGAGAAGGGAUUUGUUCCUUCCUGUGUGCUUCCUGGGCUUUAUGUAGGUGCAUGGUUGUGAACAUCAUUCCAACAGUGCUGCUUCACUGUGAGAGCACCUCCUCCCUCCCGAGCAGGAACUGAACACAGUUGCAGUUUUCACAACACCUACGGAACCGCUUUGAUCCUGUCGUGAGAUGCUAGCGUGACUGCGGGGAUCUAGGUCUCAGGCCCACCAGCAGCACCAGCAUCCUUCCUCAGAGGUCCGACUUUCAGCUCCAUGAGGUCCCUCUAAAUUUUAAUUCCUAUCUCCUUUAUUCUGUUCUCUCAUCCCUGAGAAUUUGCUUCUAUGACAUUUUGGUGUUUUCUUUUUAUUGUUUCAGUAACCUACUUACCUCUUUACUUACUUGUUCAUUUGUUUUCAUAGUCCCUCUGCUCAGAUAACUAAUAGGGCUUCUCUGUCCUCACUGGACCCUGACGAAUACUCUGUAAAUCAAAGGAGCUUGCCUGAAAUUGGAAAGACUUGAUGUAUGGGGGCCCAUGGGUGGUUCAGGCGGUUGAGUGACACCUGGUAUCGGCCGGGGUCAUGAUCUCAGCAUCAUGCAAUGGGGUGUUGGGCUCUGGGGAGUCAGCUUGAGGUUCUCUCUCCCUCUGUCCCUUCUCCUGACGCUCGCUCUCAAAUCUAUAAAAAAAGAAAAAGACUAUGUAUUGAAAAGAUAAGCUGUAUGCUUAAGAAUGUGACCCAGAAUAGUCAUGGCCAAAAAAAAUUUUUUUUGUUUAAAGAAAAAAAUUCCUUUGAGAAUCCAGGCUAAAAAGCCAAGUCACUUAUAAAGGAAGGUAAAUCUGAUUAUUAUCAUGGUUUUUCAUAAUGACACUUAUUUUUAAAGAUUUUAUUUAUUGGAUCCCUGGGUGGCGCAGCGGUUUAGCGCCUGCCUUUGGCCCAGGGUGGGAUCCUGGAGACCCGGGAUCGAAUUCCAUGUCGGGCUCCCGGUGCAUGGAGCCUGCUUCUCCAUCUGCCUGUGUCUCUGCCUCUCUCUCUCUCUCUCUGUCUCUCUGUGACUAUCGUAAAUAAAUAAAAAAAAUUUUUUUAAAUAAAUAAAUAAAGAUUUUAUUUAUUCAUGAGAGAUUCAGAGAGAGAGGCAGAGACACAGGCAGAGGGAGAAGCAGGCUCCCUGCAGGGAGCCUGACGUGGGACUUGAUCCCGGGACCCUGGGAUCACACCCUGGGCCAAAGGUACUCAACCACUGAGCCACCCAGGUGUCCCUCAUAAUAAUGAUGUUCUUUUUUUUU